Messenger RNA from Ascochyta rabiei, 1491 nucleotides. RefSeq lists its product as uncharacterized. Gene Ontology annotation, cellular component: mitochondrion. Bases 1 to 1491 code for a protein of 496 amino acids. The record is from RefSeq and is a predicted model, not a curated record. Lineage: Eukaryota; Fungi; Ascomycota; Dothideomycetes; Pleosporales; Didymellaceae. Gene Ontology annotation, molecular function: protein-arginine omega-N symmetric methyltransferase activity. The transcript is spliced from 2 exons.
AUGGACUCGCCGCUCGCCACACAGCUCUUCCGCCAGCUUUUCUCGCACCGAGCAGCGCAAUGUGUUGGCCGCGGAGCUCGACCGGCGCUCACGAGCGCGCGCGUUCCCCAGCUUCAGCGCCGGGGGAAGGCCACACGACUGGGUGAGGGCGAGACGAGCAGGGAGAGCCGAUGGACACCGAGGAAGAAGGCAUUCCCGCAGGAGCGGACAGAGGAGUUUGACAGAUACCCCAUGGUCACAUCGGACAUGCUGCGCAGCAGGAAAGAGAGACCGCGGAGAGUGAAGAUGUUGAUGCGCGACUUCAUCGAAGACAGCCUAUACAAUCCAAGCUAUGGCUACUUCUCGAAGCAAGUCGUCAUCUUCUCGCCAGGCGAUCCCUUCAACUUCAACGGAAUGAAGUCGGAACACGAGUUCUUCCAGCAGCUACGGCACCGCUACACCGACUUCGAGGAUGCGCUCGACAUGCAAGAACCCAACGAGCUCCGUCAGCUCUGGCACACCCCGACCGAGCUGUUCUCGCCGUACUACGGAGAGGCACUUGCGCGAUACCUGGUGGAGGACUACAAAUACAACUUCUUCCCUUACCAGGACCUCAUCAUCUACGAGAUGGGCGCAGGAAACGGAACCAUGAUGCUGAACAUCCUCGACUACAUUCGUGACGUGCACCCAGACGUAUACGAGCGCACAAAGUACCGCAUCAUCGAAAUCUCAAGUCAACUAGCGGACCUGCAACAGAAAGGGCUGGGACACUCUGCCUACGCGCGAGGCCACUCCGACAAAGUCGAGAUUGUCAAUCGCUCCAUCUUCGACUGGAACCAAUACGUCUCCUCGCCCUGCUAUUUCCUCGCACUCGAGGUCUUUGACAACUUUGCCCACGACGCACUGAAAUACGACAGCGAGACCGGAUCGCCGUAUCAAUCGCAUGUUGUCGUCGACCCGCGCGGCGAGCUUUUCGAAUACUACUCCCGCACCCUCGACCCUGUAGCUACGCAAUUCCUUGCACGGAGACACGCAGCGUGUGAGACAUAUCCGCACCCACUCCAGGGUUCACGCUUGAUGCAGAGUCUGAGGAGCUUGGUCCCGUUCCGCACGAACCUCAGCCAGCCGGAGUACAUUCCCACACGGCUAAUGCAGUUUUUCCACAUCCUCGCCUCCAAGUUCCCCAACCACAAACUCAUCAGCUCCGACUUCAACAAGCUGGGCGAGGCAGUUGAGGGCAUCAACGCACCCGUCGUGCAGACGAGGUACAAGAGGCAGAUGAUUCCUGUCUCUACACCUCUGGUCCACCAGGGCUACUUUGACAUCCUCUUCCCCACCGAUUUUGAAGUCAUGGAGCCCAUGUACACCGCCAUCACGGGCAAGUUUGCGCGCACAUACACCCACGAGGACUUCAUGGCGGGCAGGGCGGACAUCGCGGAGACGAGCACGAAGAAUGGGGACAAUCCGCUCGUCAGCUGGUACAAGAACGCGAGUGUCAUGAUUACCAUGUAG